Exserohilum turcica Et28A is the source of this 2300-nucleotide messenger RNA. RefSeq lists its product as uncharacterized. The transcript has 2 exons. Gene Ontology annotation, molecular function: FAD binding. Bases 6 to 2006 code for a protein of 666 amino acids. The record is from RefSeq and is a predicted model, not a curated record. Lineage: Eukaryota; Fungi; Ascomycota; Dothideomycetes; Pleosporales; Pleosporaceae.
CGCUCAUGAAGCGCUCCUCGUCCAACAGCCCCCCCUCGUCCGCCGUCCGCCACAAAAUGUCCCCCGGCGUCGCCUCCAUCCCCGACUCGUCCGACUCGCACUCGCGCUCCUCGGGGAGCAGCCUCGAGGCCGCCGUGCACGCGCCCGCGUACCCGCGCGACGACGACUACUCGACCUUCAUGAGCGACGUCCUGGUCGUCGGCGCUGGGCCCGCCGGCCUCAUGCUUGCCGACAAUCUGGUGCGAUACGGCAUCAAGACGCGCAUUAUUGAUGACCGGCCCAACCGCACAGAAACGGGCCGUGCCGAUGGCCUCCAGCCCAAGACGAUUGAGACGCUGCGCCAGAUGCGCAUCGCCGAGCCGCUGCUGCGCAAGGGCGUCAAAAUCUACGACAUAGCCUUUUGGAAGUCGACGUCGGAGAAGCCGCUGCACCGCACUGGCCGCGAAAUCCACUACCCGCCCGUCGUCGAUCUGCUCGAUCCCUACAUUCUGCUCGUCCACCAGGGCAUGGUCGAGGGCAUCAUCGAGGACGACCUGCGCGAACGCGGCGUCGUCGUCACCAGGAACACGGCUUUUACCGACUUCAAGUACACCCCCAUGGCCAUCCGCCCCCUCACCGUCAACUGCCACCAAAACGUCGACCACACCAAGCGGACCUUCAACACCAGAUACAUUGUCGGCUGCGACGGCGCCCACUCCAAGGUCCGCAAGAGCAUCCCCGGCGCCGCCCAUGUUGGAUCCACCACCGAGUCCAUAUGGGGCGUCCUGGACGGCGCCCUCGACACGGAUUUCCCCGACAUCUGGAGCAAGGUGGUGAUCCAGUCAGACGAGCUCGGCUCCAUCCUCAUGAUUCCCCGCGAGAGGGGCCUGACCCGUCUGUAUAUCGAGGUGCGGCCAGACUCCAACGAGGCCGUCGGUGCUCAGCAGGCCACGCAAGAUUUUGUGCAAAAGCGAGCUCAGGCCAUCUUGCGUCCGUACAGGCUCGAGUGGAAGACGGUCGAAUGGUUUGGCCGUUACAAGAUUGGACAGCGCGUUGCCGCCCGCUUCACCGACGACCAGCAGCGAGUCUUCAUCGCAGGCGAUGCUAGCCACACGCACUCUCCCAAAGCAGCCCAAGGAAUGAACACGUCCAUGCACGAUGCAUGGAACCUCGCCUGGAAACUCAACUUUGCCAUACGCGGCCUUGCCAAGCCCACCCUGCUGCAGACGUACGAGCAGGAAAGACAAAAAAUCGCAAAAGACCUGCUUGACUUUGACUACGAGCACGCCGAGGCUUUCCACAAGGGCGAUCCCAAAGCCCUUGCCGCAAACUUUGCCAAGAACGUCGCCUUCAUCUCGGGCUACGGUGUCAACUACGAUCUCAACAUUCUCAACGUCCAAUCAAAGGCCUACUGCCGAGGCACUCUGAAGCCAGGAUACCUGCUGCCACCCGCCAAAGUGACGCGAUACAUCGACGCCAACCCCGUCGACAUUCAAACUGACAUUCCCGCGCUAGGCCAGUUCCGUAUCUACUUUUUCACACACAGCAUCCGAGCAUCCAUGCCCUUUUUGGAAACAGUAUGUCACGCACACACCGGCAACGGCUCCUUUGUCGGCCGCCUCAGCGCUGCCGGCAACGCCUCGUAUACCAUGCAACCGCCGCUUGCCGCCCCCCACGACCAAUUCGUCAUUCCCGAGCGCUACACCCCCGUCAGCGGCGUUUUUACAUAUGGCCUCGUCACCGACGAGGAUCGGAACAAUUUCGAGCUCAAAGACUUACCCACGGUCCUGCGCGAUUCGUCCUUUACCCUCUACCUCGACGACAUCCCGGAAAAGGAUACCCGCAAGCAGACGUGCAUGGACAAGUGGCUCGAUGGCCUCGACCCCCGCGAAGUCGUGGUUGUCAAUAUCCGCCCAGAUGGCUACGUUGGCACCGUGCGCCGCUUUACAGAGGGAAGCAAAGAAAAUGGCAUUACGGCUAUACAGUGGAUGGACGAUUAUUACGAACGCUUCAUGUCGGAUACAUGAGGUGUUUUUAUCAUGCCAGUUUUUGCUUUUGUUUAAUCAUGGGUGGUUUUUUGGAGAUUUUUUGGGGUUUUCAUGAUGAUCCCUCUCCUUUUUUUUUCUUCUUCUACUUCUUCUUUGGCUCUCUUUGCAUGGCUUGGAGUUGGCGUGUCCCCCGGAAAAGUCGCUACGAACUAGACUUUCUUCCUUGACUCAUGUUCCCCCCCUUUUUGUUUUGCUUCCAUUCUCUCUCGCACUUGAAAGAAAAAUUCAUAUAUCCCACCCCCUCAUUUUGAGAAUAAAAAAUUUUCAAUUCCC